Molecule: messenger RNA, 244 nt
Organism: Symbiodinium sp. CCMP2456
Lineage: Eukaryota; Dinophyceae; Suessiales; Symbiodiniaceae
Source: the annotation of a GenBank genome assembly
AUGUCCUCGGGCCAGCACCUCUGUGGGCAGCAGGAAGCUGCGGACAAGAGUGUGCAGGAAGGAAUCGCGCGUGGCGAGCUCUCGCAGCUCCGAAUGGAGAGGACACCGCAUGGAAACCGGGCAUGUUGGAGAAGUGGGCUUGCCUGUCGAAGGUGCCUUCAAGUACCAGGUGGCUGUAGCCGCCAGCUCGGAGGCUGGCGGAGGCGUCUAUGCCAUCCCCUUUGCGCAGACCUGCGGGCGAGUG